Anopheles funestus (African malaria mosquito) is the source of this 9574-nucleotide messenger RNA. RefSeq names its product tetratricopeptide repeat protein 28. The record is from RefSeq and is a predicted model, not a curated record. Lineage: Eukaryota; Metazoa; Arthropoda; Insecta; Diptera; Culicidae. The transcript is spliced from 6 exons. Gene Ontology annotation, molecular function: protein binding. The coding region runs from base 737 to 9208 and encodes 2823 amino acids.
AUUAUUCGUUUUGGACGCACUAAACGAGUUUUACAUAUUAGAAUUUAGAACAGCGGCACCGUGAAGAGGUACAAACAGAAAAAAUCUUCUACACACUGGAUAACGUUAAAUUAUACUAAAAGCACACACUUCCUCUCGAUCUCGUAAGCGUCACGCUUGUAACGAUAACGCAAUGUAACGUUUCUUCCAAGACACAAACCGUAAAGCAGCGUAACGCCUUUCUGCAGAUUCAUGCGCUGCCCAGGUAGGGAAACGUUCCUUGGGUUGUUUUGCACCAUCGAUCCGUGCGUUCGGUUUAUCUCAAGAUCCCGUCCUGCUCCGAUCAAAGUUCUCUCUUCUGUCAGCCGGAACGAGUGUGUACCGUGUUUGUUGUUAUUAUUUCCACCGUUCCGUCACUGUUACCGUGAGUUAUACGUGCUUUUUCACGUACGUUGCGUAUCGUGAAGCGUUACAGCUGAAUUAAGUUUUUUUUAAGUGUACCGUAAAUGUGUUGCUCUGAAUAGUGGAUAAAAAUCACAGUGAAUAUUGUAGUGGUGAAGUUUGCAAAAAAAAAGUGUUGCAGUCUAUAUUCAUAGCAAGAAGCAAAGCGUUUUUCUAUAGGGAAAUGGCACGAAAAGGCAGCAAGGCAGAAAGCAAAACCUUGUGUUAACAACAAUCAUAGCUUACGGUCAGCAUCGGCAGCGAAUGCAGACACCUUUAGCAGCACGCGAGCAGACGGUGAUAUAUCGGCGGCAACAUGUCGCAACGCGAUUUUUCAGAGAACGAACCGGAAGGUACGCCGGAACUGCCAGCGGCCAACAGGGCCCUCUUCCUGGAGAAGGUGCGCCAGUCAAAUACCGCGUGCCAGAAUGGUGACUUCAGUACCGCGGUCCAGCUGUACACGGAUGCGCUCGGGCUGGACCCGGGCAACCACAUCCUCUACAGCAACCGAUCGGCGGCACGAUUAAAACAGGGCCAGUUUGCGCUCGCCCUACAGGACGCAACGCGUGCCCGCGAGCUGUGUCCCCAGUGGCCGAAGGCGUAUUUCCGGCAGGGUGUCGCGUUACAGUGCCUCGGCCGGUAUGGGGAAGCGCUGGCAGCGUUCAGUGCCGGCCUUGCCCAAGAUCCCAACAGCAAGCAGCUGCUGGCCGGGCUGGUGGAAGCCUCGAUCAAGAGUCCGUUGCGGCACGCACUCGAACCAACGUUCCAGCAGCUGAAAGCGAUGAAGCUCGAUCAGUCACCGUUCGUGGUGAUAUCGGUGGUUGGGCAGGAGUUGCUCGGUGCCGGCCAGUACCAUGCCGCCGUUACCGUGCUCGAGUCGGCGCUACGGAUCGGGUCCUGUUCGCUCAAGCUGCGUGGUUCCGUCUUUUCGGCGCUAAGUUCCGCCCACUGGGCAUUGAAUCAGCUGGACAAAGCGAUCGCUUACAUGCAGCAGGAUCUUGCGGUGGCCAAAAGUCUCGGUGAUACGGCGGGUGAAUGUCGGGCGCACGGGAACCUUGGUUCGGCUUACUUUAGCCAGGGUUCGUACAAGGAGGCAUUAACGUCGCACCGCUACCAGCUAGUGUUGGCGAUGAAGUGCAAAGAUACGCAGGCGGCUGCGGCCGCUCUUACCUCGCUCGGUCACGUAUAUACGGCCAUCGGUGAUUACCCGAAUGCGCUUGCCUCACACAAACAGUGCGUACAGUUGGUGAAACAGAUGGGUGAUCGGUUGCAGGAAGCGCGCGAAAUCGGUAACGUCGGUGCAGUGUAUUUGGCGAUGGGUGAGUUCGAUUCGGCGGUCGACUGUCACACGCAGCACCUGCGGCUUGCCCGGAAGCUAGGCAACCAGGUGGAGGAGGCAAGGGCGUACAGUAAUCUUGGUUCGAGUUAUCACUACAAGCGCAACUUCACGCAAGCCAUCACCUACCACGAGAGUGUGCUGCGGAUAGCGCAGCAGCUUGGUGAUCGUGCGAUCGAAGCCCGGGCAUAUGCUGGGCUUGGACAUGCGGCACGCUGCGGGCACGACUUUGUGCAGGCCAAACGGUGGCACGAGAAGCAGCUGGAGAUGGCACUGGCCGCACGUGAUAAGGUGGGUGAGGGUCGUGCCUGUUCCAACCUGGGCAUUGUGUAUCAGCUGCUAGGGGAGCAUGAUGCGGCGCUUAAACUGCACCAGGCACAUCUUACCAUCGCACGUCAGCUGCAGGAUAAGGCUGGCAUGGGACGUGCGUACGGCAAUAUUGGCAAUGCGUACUCAGCGGCCGGCUACUACGAGUCAGCGAUCAAGUACCACAAACAGGAGCUUAUCAUCAGCAAGGAGGUGCACGAUCGUAGUGCGGAAGCAUCCACGCACGGGAACUUAGCCGUUGCGUAUCAAGCACUCGGUGCACACGAUAUGGCGCUGAUGCAUUACCGUGCUCAUCUGAACAUUGCCCGCGAACUGAAAGACACUGCCGGGGAGGCCUGUGCAUUGCUUAAUUUAGGUAACUGUUUGAGCUCGAGGCAAGAGUUUGCCCAAGCCGUACCGUACUAUGAGCAGUAUCUUAUGCUGUCCCAGGAGCUGGGUGAUGUGGCGGCCGAAGGUAAGGCGUGUCAUUUUCUUGGUUACGCACACUAUUGCAUCGGUAACUACCGGGAAGCGGUACGGUACUACGAUCAGGAUCUAGCACUCGCAAAGGAUUUGCAGAACAAGAUGAACAUGGGCCGAGCGUACUGUAACCUUGGGCUAGCACACCUUGCGCUCGGAAACACCGGUGGUGCGCUGGAAUGUCAGAAGUAUUUUCUUGCCAUUGCUCACAUGACUAACCACCUGCCGGGGAAGUUUCGGGCACUUGGGAAUAUUGGUGAUGUGUUGAUCCGGAUGGGUGAUGUAGAUGAGGCGAUCAAGAUGUACCAACGCCAGCUCGCCCUCGCUAGACAAACCCGUGAACGUGGCAUGGAAGCUGCUGCCUGUGGUGCACUCGGACUUGCGCAUCGACUGCUCAAAAAGCUCGACAAAGCCCUGGGCUAUCACACGCAGGAGCUAACGCUUCGGCAGGAGAUGAGUGACCUGCCGGGUGAGUGUCGCGCACAUGGACAUCUGGGUGCGGUGCACAUGGCGCUUGGUAACUAUACGCACGCAGUUAAAUGCUACCAGGAGCAACUAGAACGCGCCCAAGAGCUGCAAGAUUCGGCGGUCGAGGCGCAAGCAUUUGGCAAUCUAGGUAUUGCACGGUUAAACAUGGGCCAUUACGAAGAUGCGAUCGGGUAUCUCGAGCAACAGUUGGGUACGCUGGAGCAGGUCAACACCCCGACGGCGCAGCACGAUCGAGCGAGGGCACUAGGACACUUGGGUGACUGUUACGAUGCACUCGGCGAUUAUCACACGGAGGCGAUCAAGUGUCACGAACGCCACCUGCAGCUAGCCAUCGCACUGCAGAGUCCGCGCGAUCAGGAGCGAGCCUACCGCGGGCUCGGCAACUGCUACAAAUCCGUUGGCAAUCUUCAGGAGGCGCUCGUGUGCCUCGAAAAGCGGCUGGUCGUAUCGCACGAGCUAGGCAACCCGGAAGCGAAGGCGGCAGCGUACGGUGAUCUGGGAAGCAUACACAGUGCGCUCGGUAACUAUGAACAGGCGAUCAACUGUCUCGAGCAUCAGCGCGAUAUUGCCCGCGAGCUUGGCGAUCGUGUGCUAACGUCGGACGCGAUCAGUGGGCUUGGUGCAGUUUUCCAACAGAUGGGUGACUACGACGAAUCGUUACGGUUACACAAACAGGACCUCGAGCUGGGUGAGAGUAUCAAUCAUAGCACACUGCAGGCACGCGCUUGUGGUAACCUUGGCUCCGUCUAUGACGCACUGCGAAACUACACGGAAUCGGCCCGGUACUACGAGAAGCAGCUUACACUGACGUCCGACCGGCAAACAAAAGCACACGCCUGUCUCGCUUUGGGGCGGGUCUAUCACGCAAUGGAGCAAGUGCCGCAGGCGGUCGGUUUUCUACGGCAGGGUCUAGCCAUCGCUCAAUCUCUCAACAAGCUGGAGGAUGAAGCGAAGCUACGCUACCGGCUCGGGCUUUCGUUGGUCGCCUCCGGUGAUGAUGAUGCGGCUCGCCAGCAGAUGGAAAGUGCGGCACAGAUCCUCGAGUCAAUACGCAGCGACCAGGUAACGCCGGAAGCCCGUACCCAGCUGUACGAUCUGCAAACAUCCUGCUAUCAAACGCUGCAGCGCGUACUGGUUGGGUUGGGUCGCACGGAGGAGGCACUGGUCGCGGCCGAACGCUGUCGGUCACGUAUGGGUGCCGACUCGAACCAGAGUGCGGAGAAUUCGCUCAAUAAUCGCAAAACGCUGCUCACCUGCAGCGAGUACAUCUUCGACACAGUCAAUCGCAGUAAGACGAACAUCAUCUACUACAGCCUUGCUGGGUCCGAUCUGUACGCAUGGUUCCUGCAGCCCCAGAAGCGUAUCGUACGCUUUCACGCGACCAAACUCGACGAACAGACGCUACCGAUGAUGAAGAAGAAGGCGUUGAUGGGAUCGGGUACGACCGUUUCGGUGGACAAAAAGGUCAACCCGCUGGAGGAAGCUACGGGUGAAAAUAGUCUGCUCGAGCAGUACAUUAACUUUGUGCGCGAUUGUUUGGGCGUUAACUCGGGCAGCGUGUUGCAGGAAGGGGACGGUAGCGGUUGGAAGUCUUCGAACGAGAACCUGAUCGAUGACUUCACGAAUGAACGGGCCGGAUUUUUGCGUAUGGUCAACCGGAAUCAUUUGCUUAAUUCGAGUAACUAUUCACUGAGUUCGCUCUUCAGUCUCGGCAGUGUCGGUGGCUCGGUCGCCAGUCUGCAGGGUUCAACAAGGUCUAUUGGAAGCCUGCAGGGAUCGACACGAUCGAGACGUUCGAACAUGCUGCCACCGUGGCAAGGGCCGUCCUGUUUACACGUCCUGUACAAUCUACUGUUGGCACCGUUCGAAGAUUUGCUACCCGAUAUAAGCACAACUGCUCGAAUUGGUCGUCGCGAGUUGAUUCUAGUACUGGAAAAGGAACUCUACCUGGUCCCGUUUGCUAUCCUGCGUAGUGGUGAUGAAGAUGGUGAAUAUCUUUCAGAACGUUGCUCGCUCCUGACCGUGCCGUCGUUGCACACACUGCGCCAAAAAAGUCGCAUCAAAACACGCGAACCAGCGGAAGGAUUAAACAGUGCGCUCGUCAUCGGUGGACCGAAGAUACCGUCCUCACUCUCCGAUACCUGGGGUUGGUCGGAUUCUCCCGCCUCACUGCAGGAAGCAGCCAUGGUGUCCGAUAUGCUCAACACGAAACCGCUUGUCAGCUCGAGUGCUACCAAAGAGUCCGUCGUUUCCGAGCUGCCUGCCGCAGAAUGUGUGCACUUUGCGGCCAACGUUAGCUGGAAGCUUGGUGCGGUUGUGCUCAGUCCCGGUGAGGUGUUGGAUUCACAGUCACAGAAGCGUUUCUAUCCGAACGCGGGCGGUGAACUGUUGGGUGGUGAUAAUGACGAAGAGACAACGGAUUUGUCCACCUCGAACAUGGAGAUCCCACCCCUGUCCGACUUCAUUCUCAGUGCGGCCGAUCUGCUGUCGAUGAAGCUGACCGCAAAGUUGGUUGUGUUGAGUUCGUACCAUUCGGUCGAACCCAUCACCGGAAGCGGUGUGGCUAACCUGGCCGGAAGUUGGCUGUUUGCUGGAACCGGUGCCGUACUCGUAUCAUUGUGGCCCGUCCCCGAAACGGCUGCCAAGAUUUUACUGCGCGCCUUCUACUCAGCGUUGCUGCAAGGUACGCGCGCGGCACGGGCCCUUGCCGAAGCGAUGCAAACCGUUCAGCACACGAAACACUUUGCCCAUCCGGCGAACUGGGCCGGAUUUAUUCUGAUCGGUGGUAAUGUGCGACUGUCGAACAAGGUCGCCCUGAUAGGGCAAGCACUGUGCGAACUGAUGCGCACUCCGGACAAGUGUCGCGAUGCGUUGCGCGUUUGUCUGCAUCUGGUCGAGAAAAGCUUGCAGCGCAUUCAUCGUGGCCAGAAGAACGCCAUGUACACCACACAGAAAAGCAUUGACAAUAAGGCGGGCCCGGUAAGUGGAUGGAAGGAUCUGCUGAUGGCGGUCGGGUUUCGGUUCGAACCGGCCGCGAACGGUAUCCCGUCCAGCGUGUUCUUCCCGCAAAGUGAUCCGGAGGAUCGAUUGUCCCAGUGUUCCGCUAGUCUGCAGGCUUUGCUCGGACUGUCGCCGACGACACUGCACGCACUGUCCAAGUUGGUGCAUGGAGCCGAAAUUGCGGACGAGAUUAUAGGCGUAAUGCGGAACGUGGUCGCACAGUUCCCAUCGAAGGCAACCGAUAACGAGAGUGCGAUCGACGUACCGCUUAGCGUACGGUUGUGGCGUGUGUCCGGCUGUCACGAACUGCUCGCAUCGCUCGGCUUUGACCUAAUGGAGGUCGGUCAGGAUCAGGUGACGUUGCGCACGGGCAAACAGGCCAACCGGCGCAACUGCCAGUUUGUGCUGCAAGCACUGUUGGCCCUGUUCGAUACGCAGGAAGCACCGAAAAGCUUGGGCAUCGAGUCUAGCAGCAGCUCGGAAUCGUUGAACGAAGAGGAAACGUCCGACGAGCAACAAUCCGUCCAACAGUCGCAGCAAUCGCAACAAUCCGCACAACAGCAGCAACAGCAGCAGCAUCAGCAGCAACAACAACAGCAGCAGUCUUCUCAACAAUCGCAGCAGGCCCAGCUAAAAGCAUCUACCGGCGCAAGCCCAACACCGACGAGUGGUGAUUCACAGCAACGCAGCAUCUCACCAGCUGUGACGGUAAAGUCGCAGACGAGUUACAAUUUUUCCCGACCACCGUUACCACUGCGGCGCGUCCCGUUCCUCAGCACUCGCAGUGCUUUUAUCUCGUACGUCCGACGUCGUGGCGAACCGGACGGUGGACAAACUGACAGUGCACAAUCCGUAUCCAACGGUACUGCCGUGCCGAAUGGGAAUGUGCUCGAUACGAGCCUGGCCAACACAACCGAUAGUGAGCUAUCCGAUGGUUAUACGACGCAACAGAUACUGCUGAAAAGUGACCAUCUGGCCAAGGGUCUCGGGUACUCAAGCUUGCGCGGUACGAUAAAGGUGUCCCGCCCGGGUGGUGGCGGUGAAAGCGAUGCCGCCUUCACGCCAAGCCCUCCGGUAACAAUCCAGAACGUGGACCAGAACGUGUCGCUUGCGUUAGCUCACCAAACGCGCAUUAAGAAUCUGUACACGAACAAUGGCAACAUGCACGGUGUUGUCUCGGGUGCGCUUAAUGGUGUGCACGGUCCAAUAGCAUCGUCCGGUAUGGCGAUCGGUGCCGGAGCUUACACGCUGCAGGACACGCUUCGUGACGGUGUCCAUCAUCAUCCGAAUCCGAGCCAUCACCGCCGUCCGGACAGUUCCAGUUCGGCCAGUUCAGCGACCGAUUGGGAAGGAUCGGGACAUGCAACAGUGUUGCGACGGGCGGCCCAUCAAGGUCAUCAUCUACCGCCUUUGCCACCACCGCGCCAAACACUGCCAAUGGUGGAAAGUUUACGUCCGCUGGCACCGCUUGCUCCGGUGUACAAUAACAUUAACGGAGCAGUCGGUCCGGGUGGUCCAACAGGCAAGAAUUCCGUCCCGAAUGGGGGACAGAAAUCUCUCUCGGUGCUGGAGUCAACCAGUUCGGAUUCGGAGUUUGAACGAUCGUUUGAUCUUCCGGCCGGUUCUUCCAAUGCGGCAUCCAUCAGCAGCAAGCUAACGUCGUUAGCGCACAGCCUGCAGAGUAUGCGCACUCGUAACAAGCUUAAACUGGGUCCUCCACCGCACGGACAGCAUCUGCAACAACAGCAGCAACAGCAGCAGCAGCAGCAGCAGCAGCACCAACAACAUCAACAACUCCAUGGUCAACAGCAAUCACACGGUCAGCUGCACGGUCAGCAUCAGUUACAUGGAACGUCCACGGGGUCCACCACAACAAUCGCACGCUCGAAGCUCCCGGUCGAUCAGUUCGGUUUUCUCGAUCGACUCAGCUGUCGGACGGAAAUUUCAUCUUCCGCCACUCUCGGCAAUCAUGUUGCACCUCCCCGGAAACCACUCUCCACGCUGCCGGAUGAUGAGCGAACGCUCAACCUGAACGCCAACAAACUCUACUUCUCACCGACCGACGCCGAGAUGCUUCCGCUGGCGGAAGCGUCCCCAUCGGAUUUGGGGCUAGGCGCCAAAGCUCACGCCCCACCGAUGGGUCAACCAAUGAUGGGAUCGGCUGGUGUCGGUACGCUCACGGUCGUGCCCGUUACCUCCAGCAAGGACGGUACCAAAUCGAACCAGAAAACGAUCCAAGACUCGAUCCUGCGGCAUAUGUCGCGCGAAAUGACACCGACCAUUUCGGAGGUGUACCACGAGCGUAACAUCGGACUCGGAUUAGCUCCGUCUCUGUCCAAGCUGCUGCUCAGCAAGAAUUACGACGAAUCGGCAGAACUCGGCAGCAAAGGUAGCAACUCGGUGACGGCCGUAGCAGCUUCCGCUGCCGCUGCUGCUGUCUCCAUGCUGAACAAACCGAGUGCCGCCCUAACGGUGGGCAAUCUGGCCGAGGCGAUGAACGAGAUCGAAAUGAAUGCGACCACAUCGAGCAAGCUGGACGAAGGUGCCUGUGCCAUCUGUCACUCACCGUCCGAUCUGCUGUGUGGAUGCAGUGCCACCUCGACCGUGGCAGCUGUCGCCGCCAUGACGGCUGCCCUCGGCGCUAACACAACCAUGGCGAAGAAGUCGAGCUCCAACAAACCCUGGCUCAGCAACGUAUCGCCAAACAUCGUGAAGGCGAGCGAUCUUACCACGGCCGAUAUACUCGAGCAGCAGAAGCAGCUGAAAUCUUCCGUCAGCAGUGGGCUGACGAGCAAUCUGUCCUCCUCCACGGAGAACUCGCUCUCGACCGUGGUCAAACGGAGUGGUUCGCCGUUUUCCGAUUUAUCGCGCCGUGACGAAGGGGACGGUCGCAGCGUUGCCGAUUCGCAGUGCUCGGGUAGCUUCCGGACGGACAUUACCGGUUCCACGGUAACCACAUCCAAGAGUCAGCAACAGAUGGUGUCAUCUCAGCAGCAGCAGCAGCAGCAGCAGCAGCAGCAACAGCAACAACAGCAGCACCAGAAACAGCAACAACCAUCCCAGCAACAACAGCAAACGGGUGGUGGAGAACAGAACAGUGCAUCCGUGCCGUCCGUCGCCAUAACAACCGCGACAACGGUAACGCAGCAACGGGGAAAGUACAUCAUCGAUACGUGAUCGAUACCGUGUGAUCGAUAGCAGGUUUUAAGCUCGCAAGCCAUUUUGUGGCACGUGCACCGAUGUGUUGCAAAGAAGCUGCCCAAAAAAAGAGAAAGACUGCUAGUUGUAGAAUGGUGGUGCACAAGGGCGUUGUUUUUAAUAUAGUUUGUAGUACAUUAUUUUUAACUGUUCGAGUGAUUUUUUUGUAAGAUAUAAAAGAGCUUUUUUUAAUGUUGAUUUUAAGCAGCAAACGUAGCCAUUCACAUUUGCUAGGUAGAGUAAAGCGCAUUUUAUCCUCGACCCCACCAACCAUUUUUUUGUACAGUUGAUUAGGAAGCUGGAUGGAUCUGUAGAAAGCUACCGUUUAGUUAGCAUUAGUAAUUA